CUAGAUAUGGUCCGGAAAAAGAAUCCCCCUCUAAGAAACGUUGCAAGCGAAGGUGAAGCACAGAUAAUUGAGUCUGCUGCACCAGAGCAAGAAGAUCUUUUAAGGAACUCAGAAUUUCCCACUGAUCCGAUGCAAGAAAAUAGUGAACAGUCUAAUUCUGUGGAACAUAACAGUGAAGAUCAAAAUUUCCAUGACCAAGAACCUUCUUCAAGCUUUAAAAAAGACUGUGAGGUUUUGGGAACUAAUGAGAGAGGUGUGCUCAACUACAGCCACCUCAAGGGCAGAAACCUUACCUACAAUGAGGUGACGGAGAGGAAUAUGUUGACUUUGUCCUCUUUAGAUCCAAGGGCUUCCUCAGAGCCCUUAAAAUCACCCCUAUCGACUGAAAGUGAUGACACUCAAGAAUUAGUCUCGGCUCCACUUGGAGAUACCUCAGAGACCAGAGAAGAAAAUGAUUUGUCACCAAGGGCUGCAGACCUCACGGUGCAAAAUGUUACAGUAGACUGUCAGAACUCUAGUCCAGCCUCGGUGGCCUCUGAAAACCUAAAAGUGCCUUUAGAUGGAAGUUCAGGGCUGAACAAAUCCCAAGCUGUUGUGUUGGUCAGUGACAAUUCUGAGUUGGCACCUUUGUCCCCAGAGCUUCAGGAUUUCAAAUGCAACAUUUGUGGCUAUGGAUACUAUGGGAAUGAUCCCACAGACUUGAUCAAACAUUUUCGCAAAUACCAUCUUGGCCUACACAACCGUACCAGGCAAGACGUUGAACUUGACACCAAAAUUUUGGCACUUCAUAAUAUGGUACAGUUCAGCCAAUCCAAAGAUUUCCACAAGGUGAAUCGUUCUGUGCUUUCAGGUGUCUUACAGGACAUGAACUCUCAAAGGCCCGUUUUGUUUAAUGGAACAUAUGAUGUGCAGGUUACCUUUGGUGGUACCUUCAUCGGCAUUGGGCGUAAAACUCCAGAUUGCCAAGGAAACACAAAGUACUUCCGCUGCAAAUUCUGCAACUUCACGUACAUGGGCAACUCUUCAACCGAGCUGGAGCAGCACUUUCUAAAGACGCAUCCUAACAAAAUGAAAGUGUCCUCUGAUUCUGGUAAACCAUCUGAGAAACCUGCCAAUAAAUCCAGCCCCAUCCCACGUUCUUGUGAGCCUGGAGAUAUGGGAAAGUGGCAAGACAAAAUCACUGUUAAAGCAGCAGAUGAUAUGCCAGUUGGAUAUUCAGUGCCAAUUAAGCCUGUAGAUUCUUCCAUGCAGAAUGGGAACGAUGACACCAACUACUACUGGUGCAAGUUCUGUAGUUUCAGCUGUGAAUCUUCCAGCAGUGCCAAACUUUUAGAACAUCACAGCCAACAGCAUGGGGGAGGGGUGCCAGAGAGCCCAAAUUCGGAUCCCAAUGACAAGAUCUUCAGGAGAUCAGUCAUUAAUCAAAAUGAAAUUGCCAAAAAUUCUGAUGAAUCACUCUCAGCAAAAGUAGAGAAAGGAUUGGCCAAAAAGAAAGAUCUCUCAAAUAAACCAGCUGAGGAUUUAGUAGUCACCAGCUACAAUUGUCAGUUCUGUGACUUUAGGUACUCUAAAAGCCAUAGCCCAGAGGUUAUCUUGGUUGGGCCUCUUCUACGCCAUUACCAACAGCAUCACAAUAUUCACAAGUGUACUAUUAAACACUGCCCAUUUUGUCCCAGAGGGCUCUGCAGCCCCGAAAAGCACCAUGGAGAGAUUUCUUACCCUUUUGCUUGCAAAAAAAGUAAUUGUUCUCACUGUGCUCUCUUGCUAUUGCACUUGUCUGCUGGGGUGACAGGUAGCCCACGAGUUAAACACCAGUGUGAUCAAUGCCCAUUCUCCUCUCCUGAUGUAGAUGUGCUCUUGCUUCACUAUGAGAAUGCCCAUGAAGGCCAGGCUUCUGAAGUCAAGCAGGAACCGAAUCACCAGCAAGCCAUUGAUGGACAGCUGACGGUCAAAGAAAGCAAGGAACACUCAUGCACCAAAUGUGACUUUAGCAGCCUGGGAGAAGAAGAUCUUUCCCGACACUACAGGAGGGUUCACAACUGCUACAAGUGUCGGCAGUGUAGCUUCACAGCAGCUGACACCCAGUCCCUUUUGGAUCACUUCAACUCUGCGCAUUGCCAGGAGUCUGAUAUCACUACAUCUAAUGGUGGAGAGGUCCAUGGGACACCUCCCAUCAAGGAAGAGCCAAAAACUGAGAUGAAGGUGUACAACCUUGUCACCCCAGAUUCUAAAAUGGGAGAAGCCAUAUAUGACAGCACUGUGAAGAAGGAAAAGCCAGAUGACAAGGACGUGCUCAGGGAGAAAGCUUGGUCUGAUGGUUCAGUAGAUGACCUUCAUAGUGUUGCCUGGAGAGGAUCAGACAUUCUGAGAAAAAGCCCUUCCUAUACUCAGAUAGGGCUGGGCCUUUUGACCACUGUGUCUGUCAACCAAGAGCAGCAGAAAUCCUCAAGAAAUAGCCCAAACGUUGAAGCUGCACAUCUAGCAAGACCUCUGUAUGGCUUGUCUGCCAAUGCCAAGGGAUUUCAAUGUACGACGGCUGGAGCUAGUGGAGAAAAAUCAGGACCGCUUACACCACAGUAUCUAGCUACAGGGGAUAGCAAGUCCAAGGAGGAAUCCCAGUCACUUCUUCGGGAAACCAUGAAGCCCCCCUCCCCACCCUUGCCACAGUGCCUCAGUGGUUACUGGGGCUAUGUUCUCUUCUUCCUUUCUGGAAUCCCCCAAGCGGUGGAACGCUAG
Molecule: messenger RNA, 2736 nt
Organism: Nanorana parkeri
Lineage: Eukaryota; Metazoa; Chordata; Amphibia; Anura; Dicroglossidae
Gene: TRPS1
Product: transcriptional repressor GATA binding 1
Exons: 4
Coding region: 7-2736 (909 amino acids)
Biological process (GO): regulation of transcription by RNA polymerase II
Cellular component (GO): nucleus
Molecular function (GO): DNA-binding transcription factor activity; RNA polymerase II transcription regulatory region sequence-specific DNA binding
Source: RefSeq, a predicted model, not a curated record